This is a messenger RNA of Psammomys obesus (fat sand rat), 3772 nucleotides long. Its product is annotated as zinc finger protein 226-like. Gene Ontology annotation, biological process: regulation of transcription by RNA polymerase II. The record is from RefSeq and is a predicted model, not a curated record. The transcript has 5 exons. Lineage: Eukaryota; Metazoa; Chordata; Mammalia; Rodentia; Muridae. Gene Ontology annotation, molecular function: RNA polymerase II cis-regulatory region sequence-specific DNA binding; DNA-binding transcription factor activity, RNA polymerase II-specific. Bases 1913 to 3358 code for a protein of 481 amino acids.
AUUGACUUUAAUCACUUCCCCAAAUCGUGCCAAAGAUAACAGAAAAUGGGUUAGUGGCAUAUAAACAAAAUUACAUACUUCCAAUAAUGACAACACACAAUCACAAACACAAUACAAUGCAUUGCAAGCAUCACAUAGUACAAGCGUCCAGCUACAGGGUACCAACUGUGUGGCACUGUGAAAAGUUAGACAAAGACACAAAAGCUGCCGUUCUUCUCAGGUUAUUACCCCUCGUUUGCUUCUGCACUGGAGACUACCAGGCUGGGAGUGUCAUGAAACUGCCUAUCUCUGCACACCAGCAAAGCAUCUGAUGGCACAGGCCUACUCCAGAGUAUGCAGAAUUCCUAUACAGCACGGCCACAGCAAGAAAGUUCCAUCGGGACACAAUGCCAUUCAGAUUUACAUGUGCUUCUCAAAGCAUCUGGAGACAAGUCUUCCUAACGAGGAGCCUGGUGUCAAGGGGACUCAGAGCAAGCAGGCUCUGCUAAGCAAGCGGCAAAAACUGCACUGGCCUUCAGAACACAGAGGCACCUCAGAGCACAGUUGACCAAGAAUGCUAGCCUCCCUCCUCAAGGCAGCAAACUGAGGUAGAAAUGAUAGGUGUGUGUGUGUGUGUGUGGGUGUGUGUCAGGUGAGAAAAAGGUAGCUUAAAACUUCCAGACCAGGACACAAACUGUGAGGCAGUCAUUCCAAGACGUACCGAUCCAUAGCAAGCUACAGUAGCGACGGCGAUUUCAGUGGAAAACACAGUUAAGGCUGACUUCAUUAUCACUGUAGACUUGGCAGAUGCUCAAGCCUCAGCCUCCUCGCUGAAUUCUUCUCCCGUCUCUGCCCUCGACAAGCACUCCGGGUCUGUUGUAUUGUCCGACUCUUCCAAAAUACUGUCAAUGAAACUCUUAUGAUGUGGCCUGUUGCUUCUAGCUUCUUCCACUCGGUACAAUUUAGUUCGUUUUGUCGUUGUUUUUCAAGACAGGGUCUCUGUGUAGCCCUACCUGUCCUCGACUCAGUAGAUCAGACUGGCCUCGAACUCAGAGAGCCGCCCGCCUCUGCCUCCCCUAGUGCUGGGAUCACAGGUGUGCACCACUGCACCCAGCUGAGCUAAGAAUUCUUAAAGGGCAGUUGACUAGAGACUGGGGACGCCCUAAAGGGCCAGGCACACAAGAUCAAUCACGCUACCCCUCCCCAUUUGUUUUAGCUACUAGCUCUGCUGCCCUGGGCGCUCCCUGCAGCCACGCCACUAGUGAAUUUUGCCUCUCCACUCUUUUCAGCGUCUUUUUCGGGGUUCUCAGGGGUCGGAUGUGAUCUUUCUGUUGACCUCUCAGGAGCACAGGACAACUAGGAACCUAACAGCGAUUCUUCCUCCUGUAACUCGGUACUGUUCCCGAGUCUUUUAUUCCCCGGGACUGUCCCAUCUUGUCUUUUCGGAGUUCCUCGCUGGAGUCCCUCCAUCUCCGCCCCCAGCUCUGUGAACCUUUGGCUCGCAGCCGCAAUGUGGGCUUGCAGGCGGCGGUUUUCAGCUUGUUUCCGUGAAUGUGAGAAAACAGCAGGAAGCCAACGCCGGAGGACGGGGCUCCGCCAGCUCCGCGGACCGGCGGCCCACGCCCGGCACCCUCCCAUCCCCAGCGCCUCCAGCCUCCGCGCCCUCCGCGCCCCCGCACCCCCCGCGCCUUCCAACCUCACUUCCGUUACCGCGCAGCCAGCGCCGGCUUCUCCACGCGGAAUUCUGGGAGCUCGUCAGCCUCAGGUCGGGUGUUAGCCGUCUGCCCCCGGGGUUUGAGUUACUUUAGCCGGGAUCUCUAGAACGUCCCCUAGGUGCGUGUGAGACCGAAGUUCUCGCUUCUGGGGCGAGAAGGAAGGAGCGAGCUUUGAAAGGCUCCUCACUCCCGACAGGAAGGAUAACGGGGAGCUCGCCAUGGAGGCGGUGACAUUCAAGGACGUGGCCGUGGUCUUCACUAAGGAGGAGUUCAGGCUGCUGGACUCUGCCCAGAGGAAGCUGUACCAAGAUGUGAUGGUGGAGAAUUUUUGGAACCUGCUUUCAGUGGGAAUUAACAAUCAGAGUGAGAUAAGAGCUGUCCACAGAGGGUCGCCUGAAUCCCCUUCCUGCUGGCAGAUCUGGCAGUGGGUCACGGACGACUUAAGCAGGCUCCCACUUCCGACUUGGAGACCCCAGAGUAAUUUCCUGACGGAGCCACAGCGUCCUAAGGAUGGAUACCAGCAAAUUUCCGUGAGAGACGACCUGGCUCAGAGUGCACAGGAUGUUCACUCUACAGGUGAGAGGUCACGUUCCCACAGUGAUCGUAGAGCACACAGAAGCAAAGAGCCUUACAGCUCCAGCGAUCGCAGGAGAGAAGGCGUCAAGAUGGCGCCUUUUGAUCAGAAGAGAAUGAACACUGGACAGAAGAGUUACCCAAAUAAAGAAGCUGUUACACAGCUCUCCAGCUUUGAUCCUCACCAACUGUCAGACGUGGGAGAGAGGUCUCGUGGGUGUGUUGAAUGUGAGAAGGGCUUUGGCGGUAGCCCUGCUGGUUGCAUUCAUCAAGGAGACCACACAGGAGACAAACGUAAGGAAUGCAGCCAUGUCCCACGUGAACCCACCCAUCAGAAGGCCCACGCUCCAGUGAAGCCAUUCCAGUGUGAGCAGUGUGGAAAGUAUUUCAGUUGCAGAUCAUCUCUUCACGUUCACUUUAAAGUGCACACGAGGCAGAGGCCUUACAGUUGUGAGGUGUGUGGGAGUGCUUUCAGCCAGACCUCCCACCUGGAGGACCACAAGAGGCUGCACAGUGGGGAGAAGCCGUUCAGAUGCGAGGCGUGCGGUAAGAGCUUCAGCCGGAGCUCACACCUCCGGUCCCACCAGAGGGUCCACACGGGAGAGAAGCCGUACAAGUGUCAGGAGUGUGGGAAGAGCUUCAUUUGUAGCUCAAACCUGUACAUUCAUCAGAGAGUGCACACGGGGGAGAAGCCCUACAAGUGUGUGGACUGUGGGAAGGAGUUCAGCCGCCCCUCGAGCCUCCAGGCCCACCAGGGCAUCCACACUGGGGAGAAGUCCUACGUGUGUACCCUGUGUGGCAAAGGCUACACUCUGAACUCAAAUCUGCAAGUCCAUCUGCGAGUACACACCGGGGAGAAGCCGUACCGGUGUGACGCGUGUGGGAAGGUCUUCAGCCGCUCCUCACAGCUGCAGUCCCACCGGAGAGUGCACACGGGGGAGAAGCCGUACAGCUGCGAGGUCUGUGGGAAGAGCUUCGGUUGGCGCUCCAACUUCCUCAUCCACCACAGGAUCCACAGCCGAGGCAGAGCCGAUGGGAAGGCUGGCCAAAGCCCCGGGGAGCCGGCACAGGAGACGAGCUCUAUAAAAUAGUGCUUUCCAGACUGUCGUGUGAAUUCUUUCUUUUUUGCAUUUAAUUACAUUUUGCAGUUUAGUGUGAGGGCUGGAGAGGUGGCUCAGACCCAGUUCCCAGCCUCCAGAUGGUGGUUCACCACCAUCCAUAACCUGAGCUCCAGCAGAUCAGACAGAAGGCACAUAAACAUGCAUGUAGACAAAACAUACACAGAAUAGAACUUAAACCACCACCAUAGUGUACGCGGGCACGCACACAUGCUGGCAUAGGCACAGUGCAGGUCAGCGGGCGUCUUUUAGGAGUGGGUUCCCUCUCUCCACCUUAUGGUCAAUCGGGCUCGGUGGCUCACCUUUACCACCCAGUCAGCACUGGUCAGGGUGUGAACCUUCCACCCUGUGCACCCGGGCACUGCUGAGCCACAGCAGGCUUUGGUU